AUGUCUAAGCUGGCCCUGCUGAUCGAACCGAGACCGAGUCCACAUCUUGCCCCCCUGGUUCUACACAUGAUGUCGGUUGUGCCGCGAGAUUGGCCCUUCUUGAUGAUCGGUUCUCAACAGAGUGUUGCCCUAGUCGCACAGGCACAUGCAAUACAGUACCGACAGAGGAGAGGAAAGAUCUCUUUUCAAAUCAUCUCCAGCUUAUCAAUCGCUGAGGAUAAAGAUUAUUCCUCUAGCCUAUUGACUGACCCGAAAUUCUACGAAAGCCUUCCUGGGGUAGAGUGGAUAUUGAGAUACGAGUCAGACAGCAUCCUUUGUGCCAACUCUCCGAAAGGUCUAGACGAGUUUCUAGACUCAGAUUGGACUAGCUUGGGAUCAACUGAUGCCGCUUAUCUCGGCGGUAGUGGAGGAUUAUCACUUCGAAGGAUCUCAGCCAUCCGACGAAUCUUGAGUUUCCAAAAGCGACUCAACAACUCUGAGCCAUCCGACGAAUGGUUCAUGAAACGUCUCAGAGUACACCCAGGCAAGGCGAUUGUGCCGGGUCCGUCGAAGCCGGGCCUAGUUGGUGACCAUGAACAAUUAGUGAAACCGAUGGGUUAUCAUGUUCCCUUGGGUGGCGAUCAUCUCGACAGCCCCCUGUGGAGAGACACCGAGAGUCGGCAAAAUAUCCUUGACUAUUGCCCAGAACUCAGCAUGAUCCUAGACAUGAAGCUCGAGCGAGAGAGAUGCCCGCCAGAAAUAAAACAAGAUUGGACCUUCACAGCGUGA
This is a messenger RNA of Fusarium vanettenii 77-13-4, 768 nucleotides long. RefSeq lists its product as uncharacterized. Bases 1 to 768 code for a protein of 255 amino acids. NCBI's taxonomy places the organism in Eukaryota, Fungi, Ascomycota, Sordariomycetes, Hypocreales, Nectriaceae. The transcript has 2 exons. The record is from RefSeq and is a predicted model, not a curated record.